GUCUCUCUGGUUUCUGCACUCAACAACCUGCAGAGGGCUCAACAACAACAAAGCAGAGAGGGUGUGACGGGACCUUGCUGCGAACCAUACAGCAUUAGGAACAAAGGUCAACAACACCAUGAAGAGGUGGAUAAAGCUAAUGUCACUUCAAAACGGCGGCCCAAUAUGGGAGGGAAAUAAAUUAUGGCCCUAAUAAUCAUCAACAUUGUUCUUACACCAAAUUAUUACAUCAAUAAAGGUGUCGUUUGGUGUAGGCUAUUUUUGUUGGGGGUCUUCUUCACUUCAUACCUCAAGGGGUCAAAUCCCUCAGGUCUGAAUAGUCUUAUCUGAUCUAUGCUUUGAUUGGUUGGUAUUCCAGUACCUUGGCAGAUGCCUACUGCAGAUUUAGCCGAGGAUUAGGCAGUGUCACCAAGGCUGUGGCACAGGAAUAUCCUCAGAGCCCUUCCUGAUUCUUGGAUGUAAUGGUGAGAAAACAACUCACGCGUGGACAGCGUGUCCUGCCCCCCAUGUCAAGUCAAGAUACAGGUGACGAGAUGCCGGUCCCUAAAAGCAAGAGGAAGAAGUCGAAGAGUCAGGUGGAUGGUGUAGAAAGCCCAGAGGCAGACCCAGGGAUGGAGAUGGCCCAGAUGGGGGGUCUGAGCAGUCGCAGGUCAUCUGAGGUCAUCCAGGCCUUGACCCCCGAGUCGCAGGAAGCUGCACCACAGAGAAGGAAGAAGAAGAAAAAGGCAGCGACCGUAGACCUGGAGGAUGACCAGGCUGACCUGGUGAACGGGGAUGGACUGGUCCAGAACACAGCCGAGGCAGGGGAAGAAGUGACCAAAAAACCCAAGAGGAAGAAGAAGUCUAAAGUGUCAGAGACGCAGUACGUCAACGAGCUUGAUGUAGAGGACGAUGACAUCAUCACAGACGCUCAGCCACCCAUCCCCCAGCAUUCCCUGUUCUCUGCUCCCCUGGGACAGAGCCAGCCUGUGGGGAAGGUGUUUGUAGAGAGGAGCAAGAGGUUUCAAGCGGCCGAUCGGUCAGACAGACCGAAGUCCAGCGAUCAGGUGGACAACGUCAUGGACAUCCAGCAGAUGUGGACCACCAAGGAUGUGUCUGUUAGGGUCCAUAGUGGCUUCAGGGGGAUUGGGCUGUUCUGCCACGGCUUCCUAGCAGGCUAUGCAGUGUGGAACAUCAUAGUGAUCUAUGCCCUGGCAGGAAAACAUCUCACUACUCUGCCGAACCUACUGCAGCAGUACCACAGCCUGGCCUACCCUGCACAGUCUCUCUUCUACCUGCUACUGGCUAUAAGCACCGUGUCAGCCUUUGACAGGGUGAAUCUGGCCAAAGGCGCCAUGGCUAUGAGAGAGUUUGUUACCCUGGACCCAGUUGCUCUAGCCUCUUUCUUGUACUUCUCAGCUCUGGUCCUCUCUCUCAGCCAGCAGAUGACCAGUGACCGCAUAAACCUGUACCCCAGUGCUAACGAGACUUUAUGGCCUCCUGGGUCAGAGCAACAGAUCCUGAACCCGUGGAUCAUAGUGAACCUGGUGGUGGCUGUGCUGGUGGGAAUGGCCUGGAUCUUCAUCUCUGCCAGGCCUGAGAUGGACUACACCGAAGGGUUCCUAAUGGCUAUGGAGAUCGAGUCCUUGAGACCAGAGGAGAAAUCAGACAUGUCUACUUGAGGAAUAUUCUUUUCAAUUUUUGCUCGCACAUCUUUUUUUGUACUGUAUUUUAUCAGCCAACACACAUUGUACACGUUGUUUGUGGCAAUAAUCAGUUUAUUUUUGUAUGACCCAAAUGUGUGCUUGUUUUGUCAAAUGUAUUGAUUACCAUUGGAAAUAAUAAACAUGUUAUCCCACUGA
Molecule: messenger RNA, 1841 nt
Organism: Salmo salar (Atlantic salmon)
Lineage: Eukaryota; Metazoa; Chordata; Actinopteri; Salmoniformes; Salmonidae
Product: transmembrane protein 237B
Biological process (GO): cilium assembly
Cellular component (GO): ciliary transition zone
Source: RefSeq, a predicted model, not a curated record